AUGGUUUCCAUUACUACACUACGACUGGGGCUGUGCUACCUUUCACAGGAGCCCAGUGGUAUCCCUGAGGUCCCCUCAGGGUCGAAAACCUUGUCUCCAAGCCCCCCGCCUGAUCUCUCUACCCAUGCAGGAAUGGAGAGCAGUUUUUCAGGUAACAUUAUACCCGAAUACAAAGGGGGGGCGGCGCAUACUAUCCCGGAAGAGUGUGAGAGGCUCUUCUGCGACACAUUGUCUGUGAUUUUCCUUGGUGAGCGGAUUAUCUCUGGACAAGAGUCGCUUGGGGCAGGUGCGUAUCAAAUUCAACCGAGUAGCUCAGGUUACGAGCAUAGCCGAAUUCAAGAGUGGAUUGAGGUGUUGGACUAUACAAGUGAUUGUAUCUACCGAGGAUUCAUGACCAGUUCGAAUGACGAGCGCACCCUAUUCAUAUUCUUCCGUGAACGUGCACUUGGCCAAGGUCUCAAGACUGGAUUAAUUGCUCUUUUUGAGCUAGCAAGUCUCCCUGAAUUUGGGUGCUCUCAGAUUGUUGCAUGCAUUCCGCGUUCGCAAGAUGCAGCAGAGCUCGAAGUUGUGAGGAAUUUGGGUUGGUGCGGAUUUAACUUGACAACACUGCAACCGUGGAGCACUCGAGAUUGUGUCGAAUUGUCACUUAGUGCUGAAUGGCUUUUUUGGGUGCUGAAGUUUAGCAGUGCGACGGUUACUUUGCAGCAAGUUGAAAUAGUACAUUGUAGUAAGCGGACCUCGGAGUCGGAAGCCCGAUGCUUCCUUGGGCGGUAUGGUAUGACCUCAAUCAUCAGCAAAGGGUUCACUGGUCGACAUGGCCGCGCGUAUCUCGUGUCGGCGGAACCUAUCGUGUGUGCGGUAUCCAUCAGUACAACGUCCUCGCCGACAGAGUCACUCCCAAAUACCAUAAUGCAGAAACCCGUAUCACGUCAACUGGUCACAGGUGCCCAUACAGUCAGUGAUAUCAGUUGUGCUUUCUGUGGGAAUAUUCUUGGAUGGAAAUAUGUUGCCGCUGAAGAAGACUCGCAACGUUACAAGGUUGGCAAGUUCAUUUUGGAAACCAAACGGACCGUGACAUCCUCCUCAUGGGAGUCGGAUUCAUAUGCCGGGCCUGUUGCACCAUCUGGACCAAUGACUUCUGCAAAGGUGGAUGUCGGUACACCGGGUGAUUGUGUGGAGUUCGAUAGCCAGGACGAAGACGAAUGCGAAGAUCUGUUUGCCGGUGUUUGGAGCCCUGGUCUGGCUAUACGGCGGCGAAGCCGCAAAUUAGAUCGUCAUACCUCGAUUUUUGGCCUUACACCCUGA
Molecule: messenger RNA, 1305 nt
Organism: Aspergillus nomiae NRRL 13137
Lineage: Eukaryota; Fungi; Ascomycota; Eurotiomycetes; Eurotiales; Aspergillaceae
Exons: 5
Coding region: 1-1305 (434 amino acids)
Molecular function (GO): ornithine decarboxylase inhibitor activity
Source: RefSeq, a predicted model, not a curated record